AUGGAGAACAUCUUGGGCAGUCACCCGCAAGUUCGGUUGUCUGCGGAUGCGGUAAAAUUGACCGCCGAUUUGGACUUGGCUGACCCUAAAUUCGACCUACCUGGCACGGUCGAUUUGUUGCUUGGCGGCGAUGUACUGGGCAAAAUAUUACUCGGUAAGGAUCGUGUUUUGCAGCCAGGUGGCUUAGUAGCCCUCCGGACCAUAUUUGGGUUCGCAUUGAUGGGGCCUGUAUUGAGGGCUCCCCCUCCUGCUGAACCUGGAACGGCUUUGAUGGUGGGCUCCGCCCUCUCUGACGCCGUGCAGAGAUUUUGGGAAGUGGAAGAGCCACCACAAGCACCCCGCUCUGAUCCGGAACACGAGGAGUGUGAACGGUUCUACAAGAGCAACACCAGUUAUCUUCGUUCUGGCCGGAUCAUGACAAGAUUGCCAUUUCUUGCCGUACGACCGCCCCUUGGCGACUCGCGGCCUACUGCAGAGAAGCGUUUAUUGGCAAUGGAGCGCCGCAUGAGCAGGGACCCGCUACUUAAACAGAAGUACAUUGACUUCAUGCGGGAGUAUGAGAAUUUGGGACACAUGUCUGUGUCAAAACUUGACUGGCGCUCGACGGAGCAUUUUUUCCUCCCGCAUCAUGCUGUGAUAAAGCCGUCAAGUGGCAAGCUGCGCACAGUAGUUGAUGGUUCUGCGCAGACCACAUCGGGAGUGUCCUUGAACCAGUGUCUUCAUUCUGGUCCCAAAUUGCUUAAGGACCUUUGUGACGUCAUCACGCGGUUUCGGCGUCACCAAUUCGUUUUCGUAGCUGACAUCAAGAUGAUGUUCAGGCAAACGGUAAUCCACCCUGAUGAUCGUCGAUACCAGCUGAUAUUGUGGCGGGAAAACCCGCAAGAUCCCAUACUUGUCUACGAACUCAACACGAACACAUACGGGCUGCGGUCUAGCCCCUUUUUGGCCAUACGUUCGCUUUGGGAGCUCGCAGAUCGAGAGCGUAUGUCGUUUCCUCGCGCAGCCGCCAUUUUGAAGGAGGACCUAUAUGUUGAUGACAUAUGCACUGGUGCGUCCACGGAGAGAGAGGCUCUCCUUUUGCGUGACGAAUUGAUUGGCAUCCUAGCCUCCGCAGGAUAUGAAUUGCGUAAAUGGAUCUCCAACUUACCUGCGCUCUUGGAUGGGCUACCUGAUGACCACCAGCAGGAUCCUCACCUAUUUGAGAACCGUGACAAUCCUACCAUGAUGACAGUCCUUGGAAUACAGUACAGACCAGUCCAGGACAUCUUCACGUUCAACGUCGAUUUGGAUUCGCCUCGCACUUGGACGAAACGGCUGGUUCUGUCGACUGUCGCGAGAACGUUUGAUCCCAAUGGUUGGAUAUGCCCAGUCAUAUUCUGGGCCAAAUGCUUCCUGCAGAGACUUUGGACUGCAGGUCUUGGAUGGGACGAGCCACUCCGCGAAGCUAUUUUGAAGGACUGGCUCCUGUUUGCUUCCUCAUUGCCUGCUAUCAAUAUGAUAUCGUUGCCCCGUGCUAUGCUUCCACCAGGGAAGCAUACAGCGUCCCUUCAUGGGUUUUCGGACGCUUCGGAACGUGGGUACGCAGCAGCCGUAUAUUUGCGCACCGUGACCAUGGAUGGUCAAGUGAAGGUGUCAUUGGUCAUGGCGAAGAGCAAGGUCGCGCCUCUUCGAACUACCUUGACAAUUCCCAAGCUAGAGUUGUCAGGGGCGGCCCUUCUUGCUCGCCUCUUGAAUCACGUCAUGUCCACCUUGUGCCCGUCAGUUAAUAUUGAGACAGUCUAUGCAUGGACUGACAGUCAAAUUGUCCUAUGUUGGCUGAAGACGUCAGUCCACACCUUAGAGGUGUUUGUUGCAAAUCGGGUCUCUCAGAUCCAGAAAUCGGAAACCCCGUUAAUCUGGAGGCAUGUGCCUGGCGAAGUCAACCCUGCUGAUUGCGCAUCACGGGGAUGUAUGGCCCCCUUUUUGGUUGAGCACUCCCUGUGGUGGGGACCUGAGUGGUUGACCAGGUCAGAAUCUAAUUGGCCGCGAACACCGGCCUUGGAUACUGUCACAUUGCCUGGGUUGCGAACCCUUGCGAUUGAACGGCGGGACCAUCCGUUCGACCCAGAUUUCCUAAUGAAUCGCUACAGCUCAUUAGACAAAUUACUGGGGGUCACCGCUUGGAUCAAGCGCUUCACCAGAAAUUGUAGACACCCACAGAACAAAUGCUUGGAGGCGUUCUUAUCGCCACAAGAGCUCCAGGAUGCUCUUCUUCAUUGGGUUCGUUCUGUGCAAGAAGAGAACUUUGAAAAUGAGAUUGAUAUUUUGAGAAAAGGCAAAUAUAAGCUGUCUGGAGCCAUUUGCAAACUGAACCCCUUUUUGGACAGUGCGGGUCUUUUGCGAGUCGGAGGGCGUCUAAGGAACGCAAACCUCCCGUAUGGAGCUCGUCAUCCCCUCCUGUUGCCCAAAAGUGGCCACUUAGUGAGUUUGUUGGUGACUGAUCGUCACAUCAAGAACUCCCACGCCGGCUACCCUAACGAUUUGGAAGCCCUCACACCGGGCCAUUUUUUGAUUGGACGGCCGCUGAACGCCCUGCCGGAAUACCCCUAUGUUGAUGUGAAACUCAAUCGUCUCUCGCGGUUUGAAUUGAUCCAACAACUCACUCAGAGCUUUUGGAAACGUUGGAAUUUGGAAUAUUUGCAUAUUCUCCAGCAGCGCGUUAAGUGGACUGACAAGACUGAUCCACCGCAUGUUGGUGACCUCGUUCUGGUUAAGGACGCUAACUCACCGCCACUGUGUUGGCGCAGAGGGCGCAUUCUUAACCUCGUCUUUGGAGCAGAUGGAGUGCCCCGUUUUGCUGAGGUUCGGGUGGACGGUUCUGUUUUGAAGAGAGCGGUAUCAACCUUGUCACGACUGCCAAUUGACUAG
Messenger RNA from Melitaea cinxia (Glanville fritillary), 2907 nucleotides. RefSeq lists its product as uncharacterized. The transcript has 2 exons. The record is from RefSeq and is a predicted model, not a curated record. The coding region runs from base 1 to 2907 and encodes 968 amino acids. NCBI's taxonomy places the organism in Eukaryota, Metazoa, Arthropoda, Insecta, Lepidoptera, Nymphalidae.